Drosophila takahashii is the source of this 1454-nucleotide messenger RNA. RefSeq names its product transcription factor Ouib-like. The record is from RefSeq and is a predicted model, not a curated record. Lineage: Eukaryota; Metazoa; Arthropoda; Insecta; Diptera; Drosophilidae. Gene Ontology annotation, cellular component: nucleus. Gene Ontology annotation, molecular function: nucleic acid binding; zinc ion binding.
UGCAUGCUUUUUAAACAAAACAAUGGAAUUUACCUUUCCUGGAAGACAAAAAGGAUAUAAAUAAAAUGCCCACGUUAUGUCGCACUUGUGGCCAGGAGGCGGAGCAUGCCAAAGGACUCUUCGACAAGCAGGGGAGCGACAUCCUGGGGAACAUCUUCAAGUUGACAGGGAUUCGGUUAACUGACCACCCCGGAGUGCCCACAAAGAUCUGUUUGUCCUGUCUGCUGGACUUGAAUGAUGCCAUCACCUUCCGAGAAAGGUGCAUCAAAACCAAUGUCUCUUGGUUCGAAGAUGAGGAUCAACCACAGGAGGAAAUUUACAUUUCCGAUGAGGAGGAUAUUAGCCAUCAGGAAAAAAGUGUGGAAAUUCUACCUAAGAAAACGGUGCCCAUAAAGAUAGUGCCCAUUAAAACUGUGCCCAACAAUGUGGUGUCUAUAAGUAUAUUCCCUAUCAAUAAUGUUACUGUUGGACAGACACAAAAGGUCAUUAAGCAAGCAACGAUUCCACGUCAAGGCGACAAGAAGCUGGAUAAGAUUCCGAAAAACCUUUCUUCUGAUCUUGUGGUUCCCCUGAGUCGUGAGGACCCUCUACAAGUAAUGAAUGAACUCCUGAUUUCAGACAAGGAUCCUGAGGAAUCCAUUAUUCAAGAAAACCUAGUGGUGGAAAACAUAAACCCAAAAACAAAAACAAGAAAAUCUAAAAUCCAACCAGUUAUAGAAAAACGUCCACCUUCAAAGAGAAAAAAACCUGAGACAAGUGAGGCACAGUCCAAAAACUUCACGGAGAAGAAACCUAGCCAGGAAUCCGAUAGGAAAGAACGUUCGGCAAGGCACAUGAACGUAAAGAUGAAAGAGCUUCUUCUGGCGGAGGAUAGUGACGAAGCUCCUCCGGUCACAACGAAAAAGACGCAAGCAGACAAAUGUGCUACGCGAAAUAAAGGGAAUGCAGUGGAUAAAAAGCUCCACUUUUGUGAUCAAUGUGGAAAAUCCUUCGCAGAAAAAUCCAACUUUAAUGUACAUAUGAAACGUCACACUGGCACAAGGGAGUUCCAGUGCCAGGAGUGCGACCGCAAAGAAUUCACCCAACACCUGCUCAAUUUGCAUGUGCGGAUCAGGCAUCGCGGUGAACUGCCCUAUGUGUGCAAGUACUGUGGCCAGCGAUUCAAUAAUUGCCUCAAGCGACUGACUCACGAGCGGAACCACAAGGAGAGCCCCGUCCACCGACCGCACGUGUGCCCCAUCUGCAAGAAGGCCUUCAAGAAUUCCCAGACCCUCAAGAACCACAGCGUGGUGCACACGGGCGAACAGCCAUUCCACUGCGAACUUUGCCAGACGUCUUUCAAUCGGAGGAACGCCCUGGCCACCCACAAAAAAUCCAAGCAUCAUAGAUUGAAACUUGAGCAACAGGCGGAAAAACUUAAUAGCUGAGGAUUCUUCUUUAAAUUUUGUUUUGCU